Messenger RNA from Lodderomyces pseudojiufengensis, 1374 nucleotides. RefSeq names its product Atf1p (gene ATF1). Bases 1 to 1374 code for a protein of 457 amino acids. The transcript is spliced from 2 exons. Gene Ontology annotation, molecular function: N-acetyltransferase activity. The record is from RefSeq and is a predicted model, not a curated record. Lineage: Eukaryota; Fungi; Ascomycota; Pichiomycetes; Serinales; Debaryomycetaceae.
AUGUUCAAAUUAAGAUUGCCUAUUAUAACUUAUAGCAGAUCUUUAAGAAAAACAAUUUUGGAUUAUCAUAUAUCAGUAUCAAAUGUUUAUUUUGAUUCAGAUUUAGAUUCAUUUAAAUAUUAUCCAUUAAAUUCAGUUAGAUUUGGAGAUGUUUUGGAAUUAGUUGAACCAGAAGGUUACAUUACUGAUGGUAGAGUCAAUGAAAAGUUCUUGAAGUUUGUCAAUAAGACUUCUAUUUUUGAAUUGUAUUCACAGAAACCCUUAUUUAGACUAAUACUACUUGGGGACAAAACCUUAUCUGUUAGUUUUGAACAUACUAUAGCUGAUGGUUUGGUUGCUAAUUAUUUUCAUGAAGUUUUCGUUGAGAAUCUAGCAUUUGUUGAGAAUGAGUUAAAUAAAGAAUUUCUUGAAAAGGAAUAUGGUAUCUUUGACGAUACAAAUAUUUCUUUAGAUUCAGAAUUAUUCAAUUUUGAAAAAGAUCAAAAAUUUAUCAAAAAUUCAUUGCCACCUCCGAUGGAUAUCUUUUUCGAAGAUGUGAAUUUAGAUUACUCUUAUGGAAAUCCAUUGUAUCAUGAAAAACUUAUUCCAAUAGAUUAUCCUACUAAAUGGAAAGGUCGAUAUCCAGCAAAAUUUACAGAUGAUAUUGCAUUCAAAUUGAUCAAUUUUACUCCAGAAGAAACUAAGAAGAUAUUGAUCAAAUGUAAAGAAGAAAAAGUUUCAUUGACUUCUUAUAUCGAAAUCAUACAUGCUUUCACAAUGCAACCAGUAUUUGGCCAAAAAGAUUAUACAACUCAUAGAUGUGCAAUGACAUUACGUAGACAUUUCAAUUCAUCAGUUGCACCAUUGGCUUAUAAGAAAAUUUUAGAUGAUCAAAAUUAUAAAAUAUUUGGCACUCUGGCAAGUAUGGGUUUUGUAUUGAAUUUACCACCGAUUAAGGAGUUUUCAUGGAAUUUGGUGAGAGAAGCAAACAAAAUAAUUGUUGAUGGUUGUAGUAAUAAAAGAGCAUUAAAUGCUUUAAAACCAUGGUUAGACAAAGCAGAUUUAAAAGAUCCUAAAAAUGAAGAUUUAUUUUAUUCACAAUUAAACAAACCAAAAGCAGAUGCUGUAAAGAUAUCGAAUUUAGGAUUAAUUAGAACACCAAAUUAUCAAAUUGAUAAACAAGAUAAAUAUUGGGAAAUAGAAGAUAUGAUUUUUGCGCAAGAUAUGGCUCCAUACGCUUCUGAAUUUAUGCUUAGUGUCGUAUCCACUUUAACUGGAGGUUUGAAUUUCGUUCUAAGUUAUUAUGACUUUUCAUUUGAUGAUUUGGAAGGGUAUGACAAUUUUGAUCAUUUAAUUGAUAAUUUACAUGAUAAUAUGAUUAAUUACGCGCUGUAA